This is a messenger RNA of Paracoccidioides brasiliensis Pb18, 1890 nucleotides long. RefSeq lists its product as uncharacterized. The transcript is spliced from 4 exons. The record is from RefSeq and is a predicted model, not a curated record. Bases 1 to 1890 code for a protein of 629 amino acids.
AUGCCAGUGCAGAUACACGUUGCAACAAUAUCUCCAAUAUCUCUAAUCUUCAUGGAUCGUACGGAGACCCCUCACGAUGCCAUCUUGGAGGAGAUAUCAGUCCCUCCUCCAACUCCACCUCCCGCAUCCUCGGGUGCUGGAGCUUCGAAUGAGACCCGAAGCGCAUUGCUACUAGCACGAUCACAAAGACCCAGUAUACGAGUGCUACGGCGGCCCUCCGCACAGUUAGUGACGCGACUAUCUAAUUUGCAAGGGGACAAUAUCCCCAUUCAGCACAAUGUGGUGGACAUCAGAACUCGACGUCGAAGCAGCUCAGAGCCUCAGCAGAGGCAGAUAUUUGGUGAACCCUCGGCUAAUACCAUGCCAACUGCGGCAAUUUAUGCACCAAUGUCUCCCGUGGCGGAGGAACCAUCGAAGAAUGUGUCGCCACAAUUAGGUGCACGCCCCCAGCUAUCUCGGAACCGAACGAAACUGCGUAGGGCAAGCGUGUCUGCAUUGUCAUCUCUGGGGUUGAUUCGUGCUUCCACGGUCAACGGCCCUGAAGUAGAGGCAGCAUCAAAUAGGUUACCUAACGAAUACGACACUGGACUGGUGGAUCUUCUCGAUGUUGUUGACCCUGAAAUUUCAACACUCACUACCCUUACCAAUGUGCAGAAUUCGCUUUUCAUCCCUGAUCUUGGGAACUUUUUGAAUCGAAGACCACUAUAUUCCUUGACUCCUCGUCUUUAUGACGAAUCUUCCACCGAGCAGGAGCGUGAGAGCGACCAAGAGACUCUGGAUACAGAUGAUGCAAGUAUAUCACGACGUUUACGUUUACAAAGUUCCAGAUCAGCGGUGAUCGAUGAGUUGUGUUUCGCCGUCUUACCCGAUGGAGAGACACUCACGGGUUGGAGUGAGGCAGAAAAGCUAGAACUCAACGAUCAUGUCAGGCAUAUGCUUCAUUCUCGAAGAUCUAAGUUCAAGCGCUCUAUGAAAGGAUUUUGUCAAUAUGCCCGGAAACCCCUUGGUUUUUUGGUAACAUUGUACGCGACUUUGAUUACUCUUUUUGGGCUUGCAUGGGUUUUGUUCCUAAUAGGCUGGAUUAAUGUUGGUGGCCGCCAGCUCUACAUCAUCAACGUCAUCGACAACGUUCUCGUCGCCUUAUUUGCUGUAGUAGGAGACGGGCUCGCCCCAUUCCGUGCUAUAGACACUUACCACAUGAUCUUUGUAGCUCACUAUGCCCGCCUCACCUGGCGUCUGCGACGGGAAAAAGAACUCCCAAAACUCGAGAACAAAAAUGACCUUCCGGUAAGGACAGUUGACAACGUAAAUCAUGACAUCGACGUCGAAAUGGCUACACCAAACAAGGCCAACGACAACAUCCACAACGGCGAUAACAGAGAGAAAGACAAACCUGAAGAAUAUUCCGUUCUUACCCCAAAGCAACAGAAGCGUCUCGAACACCACCAGGAGAAACUCUCGAAAUCUCACACAUUUUACAAACCACAUGAGACAACAACACACACUGCGUUUCCCCUGCGCCUUCUCGUCGCCACAAUUGUGCUACUGGAUUUCCACUCUCUAUUCCAGAUUGCGCUGGGCGCAUGCACGUGGGGCAUAUAUUACAAAGUGCGUCCUUUUGCUCUCACGACUGUGAUACUCUGCUGCUCCAUCUCCUGUAAUGUUGCUGCUGGCAUUGUGAUAUGGAUUGGGGGCCGCAGGACACGAAAAAUAGAGGUCAUUGAGAAGAUGUUCCGGCAAGAGCUAACGCAAGAAGCGAUAAAGAAGGUUGAUAAGAAGAGGAAAAAUGACAAGGAAAGAAAGAGCAUGGAUGAGAGAUGGAAUACAUCAAAGGACGGUAGUGAGAAGAGGAUAGAAAGACCCAGUUUUGAGAGGAGGAACUCCACUUAG